Messenger RNA from Molossus molossus (Pallas's mastiff bat), 2203 nucleotides. RefSeq names its product interferon regulatory factor 7 (gene IRF7). Gene Ontology annotation, biological process: regulation of transcription by RNA polymerase II; immune system process. NCBI's taxonomy places the organism in Eukaryota, Metazoa, Chordata, Mammalia, Chiroptera, Molossidae. Gene Ontology annotation, cellular component: nucleus. Gene Ontology annotation, molecular function: protein binding; RNA polymerase II cis-regulatory region sequence-specific DNA binding; DNA-binding transcription factor activity, RNA polymerase II-specific. The transcript is spliced from 10 exons. The record is from RefSeq and is a predicted model, not a curated record. The coding region runs from base 319 to 2187 and encodes 622 amino acids.
CCCAGCUUUCCUGCGAGACCAAACUUCCCGUUCCGGCGGCUCCGGUUCCAGGGUCCAGCCUGGACAGCCCCCAGGCCCGGACGCUGGCUCAACACCUGUGACUUCACGUGUGCGCGCUGACACACCUGUACUCACACCCAUCGCCACCUUGGGCAAGAAUCCCACACCGGCAACGCGGUGGCCACAAGCCCUCUACCCACAUCUGCGACCCUAACACCCGAAACAACAGGGCAUUCUUGUGACACCUCCCCACGUUACUGUGGUGACACCUGAGGAACACCCGAUUGUCACCCGUGACCAGACCCCUGCGGCGGAGCCAUGGCCGCGGACCCCGAGAGGGGGGGCCCGCGCGUGCUGUUCGCAGACUGGCUGCUCGGCGAGGUCAGCAGCGGCCGCUACGAGGGGCUGCAGUGGCUGGACCCGGCCCGCACAUGCUUCCGCGUGCCCUGGAAGCACUUCUCUCGGAAGGACCUGGGCGAGGCCGAUUCCCGCAUCUUCAAGGCCUGGGCUGUGGCCCGUGGCAGGUGGCCGCCCAGCGGAGGGGUUGGCGCGGUCCCCGAGGGCCCGCUCCGGGCCGGCUGGAAAACCAACUUCCGCUGUGCUCUGAGCAGCACGAGGCGCUUUGUGAUGCUGCAUGAUUACUCAGGAGACCCCAGCGACCCGCACAAAGUGUACAAGCUCUGUUCCAAUGUGGGGUGCAGAGAAGAUCCAGGCACUAACCAGGGAGACAGCAAGGCCCUUGAAGGUGCCCCAUCCACCAGGGGUGGGCUCUCUGGGCCAUGUCUGGCAGGAGAUGCUGGUGGGAGUCCAGGGCCUGAACCAGCAGGGCUGAGCCCCAUGCCCUGCGCCCCAAACCCUGUCCCGGGCCCGCCUGGCUCCUCGGAGGAUCUCCUGCUCCAGGCUCUGCAGCAGAGCCAGCUGGAGGCCGCACAGGGAGCAGACCCAGUCCCUCCAGAGGCUUCUGGUCCAGAGUUCCUUCCCGGGCAGCGAUACCUUCCAUGGGCUGUGGAGAUGGCCCCCAGGCCCAGGUCCCAGCCCCAGACAAGAGGCCCUUCCUCCUCAGAUGCAGGUCCAGCCCCAGAGACCUGGCAGCCCCCACCAGAGGUGGAGCCCUGCACCUGGCAGCCCCCACCAGAGGUGGAGCCCUGCACCUGGCAGCCCCCACCAGAGGGGCAGCCCUGCACCUGGCAGCCUCCACCAGAGGUGGAGCCCUGCACCUGGCAGCCCCCACCAGAGGGGCAGCCCUGCACCUGGCAGCCCCCACCAGAGGGGCAGCCCUGCACCUGGCAGCCCCCACCAGAGGGGCAGCCCUGCACCUGGCAGCCCCCACCAGAGGGGCAGCCCUGCACCUGGCAGCCCCCACCAGAGGGGCAGCCCUGCACCUGGCAGCCCCCACCAGAGGUGGAGCCCUGCAUCAAACCUGCCCCCAGUGCCUGCACCCAGACGGCGGGGUCCAACUGCCCACAGCUUGGUCUGCAGGCAGAGCCCAGCCUGGGGGUCUUGCAGGUGACCAUCAUGUACAAGGGCCGCACAGUGUUGCAGGAGAUGGUUGGGCGCCCAAGCUGUGUGCUCCUAUACGGCGCCCCCGGCCUCCCUGUUCAGGCCACAGAGUGUCAGCUUGUGGCCUUCCCCAGCCCCGCUGAGCUCCCCGACCAGAAGCAGCUUCGCUACACAGAAAAGCUGCUACAGCACGUGGCCCCUGGCCUGCAGCUUGAGCUCCGGGGGUCCCAGCUAUGGGCCCGGCGCCAGGGCCUGUGUCAAGUCUACUGGGAGGUAGGCAGCCCCCUGGGCUCCGACAACCCCUCCGCCCCUGCCCGCCUGCUGCCCAGGAACUGCGACACCCCUAUCUUUGACUUCCGCACCUUCUUGGAAGAGCUGGUGGAAUUCCGCGCUCGUCGGCGCCGGGGCUCCCCCCACUACACCAUCUACCUGGGCUUUGGCCAGGACCUGUCAGCCGGGAGGCCCAAGGAGAGGAGCCUGGUCCUGGUGAAGCUGGAGCCGUGGCUGUGCCAGGUGUACCUGGAGAGAGUGCAGCGGGAAGGUGUGUCCUCCCUGGACAGCGGCAGCCUGGGCCUCUGCCUGUCCACCAACAGCCUGUACGAGGACCUGGAGUACUUCCUGGAACAGUUCAUGGAGGUGGAGCAGCUAGCUGGCCUAGGCUGGCCCCAGGCCCUCCCCACCCAAUAAAGAGGACUAAGAACCA